Messenger RNA from Dissoconium aciculare CBS 342.82, 720 nucleotides. RefSeq lists its product as uncharacterized. NCBI's taxonomy places the organism in Eukaryota, Fungi, Ascomycota, Dothideomycetes, Mycosphaerellales, Dissoconiaceae. The coding region runs from base 154 to 492 and encodes 112 amino acids. The record is from RefSeq and is a predicted model, not a curated record. The transcript has a single exon.
UCUUCUCUUUUCUCCCCUCUUCCUCCUGUCCGUCGAGUUGGCUAAACCAAAGGAAAGGAAGAAAAAGAGAAAAAGAGAACAAGGAAAGGUGGUCAGCGAGCGAAUGAAUGAAUGAAUGAACGAACGAAUGAAUAAAAGAGAAGAAGACGCGAAAUGGAGGGAAUGCCGGGCGCCCUGUUCGUACAGCGGACUGUUUUUAUUACCGAUGAUAAUAAUAAAAAUAAUAAUCACGAUAAUAUGAAUAUCGAUGGGAAUCAAAUAAAUACAUCCUCCUCCUCCUCCUCCUCCUCCUCCUCCUCCUCCAAGAUCGAAUUGAUAAGAAAGAAAAAAAAGGCCAUCUCGUCUCGCAUCCCGAGAAUCCCAUCUCUCACGGAGACAAAACAGAACCCAAGAAAAUCGCUUCGCCCUCGCCUCCUUCCCGUGCGGGCGGGCGUAGUAGGCGUAGGCGUGCGAGACCCUCCCCGGCGGGACUUUUCGCCAUCGGACGGAUGAACGGUCAGAUGGCCGGUCAGUCGGUCAGCGCGGGGGCCCGCGGGUCCCCGAGCCAUGGCGGCCAUGUGGUGGGAAAGCGAUGAUGUAAAGGCGAUGGUGGAGAAGCAAUGAUGUCGCAACCGAAGCGGAGGAACCCCCCCUCGCUCGCAGCACGUGUUCCAAGAUCUCCCCCCUGUUUCUUCCCCCUUCCGUCUUCAUCUGUGCAUCUUUUCUUUUCUCCUUGGACGG